GUAAGUAUUUGUGUAUAUAAUAAACCAACUCAACUUUAACAAAUCAGUUCACAACGAAUCGUUAAACAAAACAUAACCUAAUACCAACGAAAAUAACUGAAAAGUUUUCUAUACAGAUUUAAAACUGUUCCAAUUCGACAAUCAAUAAUUAUGCCUAAACUACGUAAACAAUCGGCACUACAACGUCAACGAAUUAUGAGGCAACAUCUUCACAGUUACCGUGAACGGAAUUUAAAUGACGAUCGGCUCAGAAACUCUCAACAGUUAGCAACAAGGAGACAGGAUCCUGAAUAUAGAGAAAAUGAGCGAGAAAGGGAUAGAGCAGCACAUUCAACUCGGCGCCAAGCAGUAAACUAUAGAUCUGCGGAACAAGAACGGGAUAUUUUGGCACACUCUAUUCUCCGAAUGAAUUCCAGUUAUCGAGCAACUGAACAGGCGCGCGAUGCUUUGGCUCACGCUAAUCGAAGAAUGGAUCCAACGUAUAGGGAAGAAGAACAACAGAGGGACACAUUGGCCCAUUCGGUUCGAAGGAUGGAUCCGACGUACAGGGAGGAGGAACAACAAAGGGACACGGUAGCCCACUCAAUGCGAAGAAGGGAUCCGACGUAUCGCGAAGAAGAGCAAGAGAGGAAUACACUUGCACACUCUAUCCAUCGGAUGAAUGCGACAUUUCGGGAAGGAGAACAAGAGAGGGAUACUGUGGCUCGAUCUGUUCGGAGAAUGGAUCCAACAUACCGGGAGGAGGAACAACAGAGGGACACUUUGGCCCACUCUAUUAGGAGAAUGGAUCCAACUUACCGGGAGGAGGAACAACAGAGGGACACUUUGGCCCACUCUAUUCGGAGAAUGGAUCCAAGAUACCGGGAGGAGGAACAGCAGAGGGACACUUUGGCCCACUCUAUUCGGAGAAUGGACCCAAGUUACCGGGAGGAGGAACAACAGAGGGACACUUUGGCCCACUCUAUUAGGAGAAUGGAUCCAACUUACCGGGAGGAGGAACAACAGAGGGACACUUUGGCCCACUCUAUUCGGAGAAUGGAUCCAACAUACCGCGAGGAGGAACAACAGAUGAACACUUUGGCCCAUUCUAUUCGGAGAAUGGAUCCAACAUACCGGGACGAGGAACAACAGAGGGACACUUUGGUCCAUUCUAUUCGAAGAAUGGAUCCGGCGUAUCGUGGAGAGGAACGAGAAAGGGACUCUUUGGCAAGAUCUAUUCUGCGACAAAAUGAAGAAUACCGCCAAGUCGAAAGAGAGAGAGACACAGCAAUGCACCGAGUACGUCGAAGAAAUCCAGUUUUCCGUAUUAUGGAACAAGAGCGGAACACUUCAGCUCGUCGUGUCACCAGACAAGUUGCUAUGCAAAUGCAAGAAGCAGAAAACAGGAUGAGAAGUUGCCGCGUCCUUAUUCAUCGUAUGAAUCCUACAAACAGAGAAAAUAUAAACAUGAGACAAGCUCUGAGAAGUUCAGCAAGGAGAAGAAAUUUGUCGCCGGAAUCGAGGUCACAACAACAAAUUCAAGAUACUUUGAGGUGCAGAGCUAGGAUAAUUUCCAAUUUUUGCAAUAUUAUCAAGAGCGGACCCACAGAAGUUUGUAUUUGUUGUGGAGGUCUUUGGUUUGUUACUCAAAUUAAGACUCUCCGCAAAACAUUUGUUCUACAAAAAUACCCAAAUUUAAGUGCAGUUUUUUUCCUUUCAGACCAGUUUCCAUCUGAUAACGAUAUAUAUAAAUUCUGCAACACAUGCCACAAAAUAAUCAAUGCGGGGAAGGUUCCUUCUAUGUGUCUCUCAGAAGGUCUACAUUUUCCAGCUAUUCCGAGUGAACUUCAGGGCUUGACGUCGCUGGAAGAAAGUGUGCUGUAAGGGGUGCAGUAGUAAAUGUCCCCAUUUCACUCGAUUCCACCGUCAACGUCCUUCCAAGAACGGCCGAUCAAAC
Messenger RNA from Musca domestica (house fly), 1936 nucleotides. Its product is annotated as golgin subfamily A member 6-like protein 22. The coding region runs from base 151 to 1863 and encodes 570 amino acids. NCBI's taxonomy places the organism in Eukaryota, Metazoa, Arthropoda, Insecta, Diptera, Muscidae. The record is from RefSeq and is a predicted model, not a curated record. The transcript has 2 exons.